This is a messenger RNA of Laccaria bicolor S238N-H82, 585 nucleotides long. RefSeq lists its product as uncharacterized. The transcript has 2 exons. The record is from RefSeq and is a predicted model, not a curated record. Lineage: Eukaryota; Fungi; Basidiomycota; Agaricomycetes; Agaricales; Hydnangiaceae. The coding region runs from base 1 to 585 and encodes 194 amino acids.
AUGGCAACGCACUUUCCUCUCAACCAUCACGACGUCAAGCUCAUCAUGGCCCCCGCUGCAGGCUACGAGCUCGUCCCCGCCUCCGACCCUUCCAUCUCUAGGCCGUUCCGCACACGUUCAAUAUCCCCCUUCGACGCUGACGAAGACCCUGAACACGAUGCUACACAUCAUUCAUACUUGGCACACACCCGCCAACUUCGCAUGGCAUUUGAGGCCGACCCGCGAUUCAAUCCGCCUCCGCCUUCACCAUACGCACGCGCUGCACUCGUUGCUUUCUGUAUUUUUAUCGUGUGGUAUGCCUUUUACCUGAGGAGGGAGAUCUGGAUCGACUUUGGGAUGGGCAUGGACUUCGUGGUGCCCAUGGACUGGCGGAUCGCCACCCGCUGUCUUUGUCCUGGCAAGAUUCCCCUCUCUCGUCGUUUCGGUGAGGUUGCCGCUCUCGAGAAACUCUCCGCGCUUCGCAGAGACUCCUCGCUCUCGCCGUUACACCAUGUUCAAUCGCCGCGGGGCAACUUCCUGCUCUCAACGAUCUGGCAAGAGUCCCCGAGUCAGUUCACCGAUGAGGUAUUUUGCAAGCGCACCUAA